AUGGCUCCGGUUAACAACAUUACCAAACACUACGACUACCUCGUCAUCGGCGGUGGUUCCGGCGGUGUCGCCCUGGCGCGCCGGGCGGCACUGUACGGGGCCAAAGUGUUGCUUGUCGAAGCUCAAUACAAGAAGUUGGGCGGUACCUGUGUCAAUGUCGGGUGUGUGCCCAAGAAGGUGAUGUGGUACGCCGCCGACUUGGCCCACAAGACCGAGCACUUGUACGGUUACGGGUUGAGCAAGGAGCAGACCCACAUCAAGCACGGCGACUUUGACUGGCCCAAGAUCAAAGCCAAGCGUGACGCCUACGUCGAGAGAUUGAACGGCAUCUACGAACGCAACUUGGAAAAGGAAGGCGUCGAGUACGUGUACGGUUGGGCCGAGUUCGCCAACGAAAACGGCGACGUCCAGGUGACUCUUUCGCACGAUCAAGAAAUCAAGUUUUUGGACAACCAAGCCGGCAAGAAGGAAGACAAGUUGUUGUUCUCCGCCGACAAGGUGCUUAUCGCUACUGGUGGGGAACCGUCGGUGCCUGACGUCCCCGGCAAGGAAUUGGGGAUCACCUCCGACGGCUUCUUUGCCCUUGAACAACAGCCCAAGGACGUGUUGGUGAUUGGUGCUGGCUACAUCGCUGUCGAGCUUGCGGGUGUGUUCAAGCUGCUUGGCUCCAACGUCGAAAUCGCCAUUCGCCACGAGUACGCUCUCCGGGCGUUUGACGACGUCAUCAGCCACGGGAUCACCGACUUCUACCAAAACAAGUUCGGGAUCAACAUCAUCAAGAACUCGGGCUCGGUGGAAAAGGUCGAAGACCUCGGCAAUGGCCGCAAGAAGGUCACCCUCGGCAACGGCGACGUCAAGGAAGUCGACUGCUUGUUGUGGACUAUCGGUCGUAAGUCUCUCCUUGGCAUUGGCCUCGACAAGGUUAAGGUCAACGUCAACAAGAAGAACCAAGUGAUAGUCAACGAAUGGCAGGAAACCCUGAACCCCAAGAUCUACUCGUUGGGUGACGUUGUUGGUAACUUCGAAUUGACCCCUGUAGCCAUCGCUGCUGGGCGGAGAUUGCUGAACAGAUUGUUCAGCGGCAACGAAGCCUUUGCCAAGGACAAGUUGGAGUACGAAAACGUGCCUCUGGCGAUCUUCUCGCACCCGGAAGCCGGGCUGGUGGGUUUGCUGGAACAACAAGCCAUCGAGAAGUACGGCAAGGAGAACAUCAAGGUGUACCAAUCGAAGUUCACCGCCAUGUACUACGCGAUGUUGGAAGAAUCGCAAAAGGCCCCUACCCACUACAAGAUCGUGUGCCACGGCCCUGAGGAAAAGGUUGUCGGUUUGCACUUAUUCGGCGACGACCUGGCGGAAAUCUUGCAAGGUUUCGGUGUGGCGGUGAAGAUGGGUGCCACCAAGCAAGACUUCGACAACUGCGUCGCCAUCCACCCCACUCUGGCUGAAGAGAUCGUCACCAUGCGUUAA
Molecule: messenger RNA, 1467 nt
Organism: Diutina rugosa
Lineage: Eukaryota; Fungi; Ascomycota; Pichiomycetes; Serinales; Debaryomycetaceae
Gene: GLR1
Product: glutathione-disulfide reductase
Exons: 1
Coding region: 1-1467 (488 amino acids)
Biological process (GO): cell redox homeostasis; cellular response to oxidative stress; glutathione metabolic process
Cellular component (GO): cytosol; mitochondrion
Molecular function (GO): glutathione-disulfide reductase (NADPH) activity; NADP binding; flavin adenine dinucleotide binding
Source: RefSeq, a predicted model, not a curated record